UUUUUGGCUCACUUUGGCGGCAAAACUCGGAGUGACAGUUUACUUUUUUAUUGUUUUUUAAUCACAGCUAAGGUUAAAAAAGUGACCAAGGAGGUUUAGUUUUUGUACAAUGUUAAAAACUUUAUGAUAAUUAACAACAAGUGAUUUACAAAAUGAUUGUGAAACUGUGUUUUUUCCUGUUCCUGCUUAAAUACGGGUCAUGUUCCAUCAUCAUCCCGGAGGAGUUGCCCUCGCUGCUAUCAGUGGCAUACUCCAACAUCCCUCCUAUAAAGAAAGGCACAGACUCCCGAGUCGGUUUUGGCUUUGCGUUCGGGAACCAUGCUGACUUCCAAGUUAUGCUGGAGCUAGGACCUCAGACCAACACCAAGAAUCUCACGGGAACAGGCUUUUCUUCUUCAAACAGCAAGCGUCAAGCGCCAUCUCCAGUGCCACCGAAAAUUAAUAAAAAUAGAGAAAAGUACCUCCAAACGGACGCCAGUAAAUUCCUCCAAAACUGGGCACAGAAGAUGAAGUACCCGAAACCGGCGUCCCGUCCCGCGCCCCCUCGUCCCGGUGACGUCCCGAACUUGGAAGAAUCGGUUGUGGAACUGGUGAAGAAUGAGAAAGGGGAGUAUGAGAUUCACCAGCCUACCCCUGGGAAUUUGCCGAAGAAUAUACUGGAUGAUUUGAAGAGAUUAUAUGGAAUCAAAAAGGAAGAGGCAAAGAAAAUGGCAGAAAAGAAGAGAACUGAGGAAGAGGUUAAGAAGAUAACAGAAGACCUUUCAAACGUUGAUAUGGACUAGACAAGGAGUUCCCUAACUUCUUUGAAUCGCGCCCCCUUUCGACCAUAAAAAAAAUCCGCGCCCUCCUCCUCCAGUCCAGAUAUUUUUUGGUCGUAUCGAGCAGUCUGGAAUGUAUUCGUCGCAGGUUUUAUAUUACUUAACUACACAGAUGGCCCGCGCCCCCCUUAAAAGUCUCCCACUUUGGGAACCCCUGGACCAGACCAUGUUAGUUUUAGUUAGAUUAAAAAUAUUUUAUAGAUAAGGCUUAUUUUUUACGGAUAUUUUGUAAAAAGAUAUUUGCUCAAAUAUAAAA
Molecule: messenger RNA, 1074 nt
Organism: Ostrinia furnacalis (Asian corn borer)
Lineage: Eukaryota; Metazoa; Arthropoda; Insecta; Lepidoptera; Crambidae
Exons: 6
Coding region: 153-782 (209 amino acids)
Source: RefSeq, a predicted model, not a curated record